Penicillium verrucosum is the source of this 3921-nucleotide messenger RNA. Its product is annotated as SKI complex RNA helicase subunit SKI2. The transcript is spliced from 6 exons. Bases 1 to 3921 code for a protein of 1306 amino acids. Lineage: Eukaryota; Fungi; Ascomycota; Eurotiomycetes; Eurotiales; Aspergillaceae. Gene Ontology annotation, biological process: nuclear-transcribed mRNA catabolic process, 3'-5' exonucleolytic nonsense-mediated decay. Gene Ontology annotation, cellular component: Ski complex. Gene Ontology annotation, molecular function: ATP binding; RNA helicase activity; RNA binding. The record is from RefSeq and is a predicted model, not a curated record.
AUGGCGGACUCACUGGGCUCAUCAAUGAAGAAGUUAGACCUAAAAGGCAAAGACUUCGAUCCUUCGGCCUUCGAUGCUCGUCUCGCAGACGAAGAGAAUGGCGAGAUCGAGAACUUCCAAGCUCGGAAGCAAGCUCCUCAAAGUGCCCAAGAGUUGCUAACAGAGCUUGAAAAUGAGUUUCUGAAUCCAUCAGACAAAUUCAGCACUAAAUGGCUGAAUGACCUCCAAAGACGAUGGGACGUUUCGACAGAUUACGCAGACCUCUUCGAACUCGCGCCAACCCAAACACGGACGGUGACUCGUUUCACGCGAGAGGGACUGGAAGGACGCGUUACUGGAUAUCAAGAGGUCACUGUUCCUGCUGCAAGUGCAACAGCCAAGAACUCCACCUCGCUUCUCCGCCGACCUGCUGGCCGCGCCGAGUUUGUUUCUUUCCUUUCGCCCCCGGGGGGCUUGGACGCCAUCGAGGCCUUGGCAGCAAUGGAGGCCGAGGAUCAGGUCACAGAACAGAAGAACGGGAAACAAUCUGGGCUCGAUCGCAUUAUUAAUUUUGGCACCGAGGGAGGUCUUCUGACCACACCCCCUGGCUUCGAUAACGGUGUUGAUUUCGAUGAAGCCAAAUCCAAAGACGCCACCGAAAGCGCCCAAGAAGUCGAAACCGCCCUUCUUCAAGAGGACAGCGACCUCAAAGUGGAUCAACCCGAGGAAACUGCGGAUGUCGAUACAGGAGCAAAGGCCGAGCUUGACGAUGUUAGCGAAGAUGAAGAUGAAGAAGAUAUUGACGCUUUGCUACCGGUUGAGUUCCCGGCAUUGGAACCGCGUAGCCAGUUGCUCGCAGGAAUCCACAAGCAAAAGAAUAAAGAAUGGGCCCACGUUGUCGACAUCAACAAGGAUAUUCCGAACUUCAAUGAAUUGGUUCCCGAUAUGGCCAGAGAGUGGCCAUUUGAGCUCGACACUUUCCAGAAGGAGGCUGUUUACCAUCUCGAGAAUGGUGAUUCAGUGUUUGUUGCGGCCCAUACUUCCGCAGGCAAGACAGUUGUGGCUGAAUACGCAAUCGCCUUGGCUGCUAAACACAUGACCAAAGCGAUCUAUACGUCUCCCAUAAAAGCUCUAAGCAACCAGAAAUACCGUGAUUUCAGAACCGAAUUCGACGACGUCGGUAUUCUGACCGGUGAUGUUCAAAUCAACCCGGAGGCCAGCUGUCUCAUCAUGACCACUGAAAUCCUGCGAAGUAUGCUGUACCGUGGCGCUGAUCUCAUCCGCGAUGUUGAAUUCGUCAUUUUCGACGAGGUGCAUUAUGUGAAUGACCUCGAACGAGGAGUGGUAUGGGAAGAAGUCAUCAUUAUGCUUCCGGAGCAUGUCACAUUGAUUCUUCUCUCUGCCACUGUGCCUAAUACCCGGGAGUUUGCAUCCUGGGUCGGUCGUACAAAGAAGAAGGACAUUUAUGUCAUUUCAACCCAUAAGCGACCUGUCCCACUGGAGCACUAUCUCUGGGCCGGGAAGAGCAAACACAAGAUCGUCGACUCUAACAAAAGAUUCCUUGAAAGCGGCUGGAAGGAAGCGAAUGAUAUCUUGUCCGGCAAAGAUAAGGCCAAAGCUAUGAAGGAGGCCGAAGCUCAGGCGCAGUCGGCGCAAGCUAGAGCACCAGUCCCUCAGGGCCGGGGACGCGGUCAGCCAUCGAAUAUCAGAGGUGGCCGCGGCGGCCCACAGCGUGGAGGUCCACGAGGAGGUCCACGAGGAGGUCCACGAGGAGGUCCACAACGAGGUCGGGGACAGGGCGGCGGACAGUAUACCAACCGAGGAACAGGCAACAUUGCUCGUACAGGCCGUGGUGGUGGUCGUACAAGUGCGGCCCAAGACAAAAACACCUGGGUGCAUCUUGUUUCGCAUCUUCGCAAAGAAGACUUGCUGCCGGGAUGUGUUUUCGUUUUCUCUAAGAGGCGAUGCGAGGAGAACGCAGAUUCAUUGUCAAAUCAAGACUUCAGCAAUGCUAGCGAGAAGAGUUUGACACACAUGUUCAUCGAGAAGUCACUCACCCGGCUGAAGCCCGAGGACCGCACGCUACCACAGGUUCUUCGCCUUCGUGAGCUACUAAGCAGAGGUAUUGCUGUACACCAUGGCGGUCUCCUGCCCAUCAUGAAGGAGGUUGUUGAGAUUCUUUUCGCUAGGUCUCUUGUGAAGGUUCUGUUCGCCACAGAAACUUUCGCGAUGGGUCUGAAUCUUCCCACCCGAACUGUGGUAUUCUCCGGGUUCCGCAAGCACGACGGCAAAUCCUUCCGUGACCUCCUGCCCGGCGAAUAUACGCAAAUGGCGGGACGUGCUGGUCGUAGAGGUCUUGACACGGUGGGAUAUGUUAUCGUGACAAACAGUGGAAAGGACGAGGCCCCAUCUGCUGCGUCGCUGAAGCAGAUGAUCCUUGGAGACCCGACAAAGCUAAGGUCUCAAUUCCGACUGACAUACAACAUGAUACUAAAUCUGUUGCGUGUGGAAGCCCUGAAGAUUGAGGAAAUGAUCAAGCGGAGUUUCAGUGAAAACGCAACACAAGCUCUCUUACCGGAACAAGAGAAGCAAGUACAGGUAUCUGAGGCCAGUCUUGCGAAAAUCAAACGGACACCAUGUGAGAUCUGUGACCUGGACUUGAUGGCUUGCCAUAAUGCCGCCAUGGAAUAUCGAAAGCUCACAGCUGAAUUCCACACCGAACUGCUAUCAUCGCCUGUCGGCAAACGUCUUUUCACAACGAAGAGAUUGGUUGUGUACCGCAAGGACGGACAACGCACUGCUGGUGUUAUUACGCGCGACGGGGUUUCCGCGGGAGUCAUCGGGGCAGUGCCUUGUAUCCAAGUAUUUGAGAUCGGAACCUUGGAUAACAAGCGGCACCCCACCGAUAUUCUUCCAUUCUUGCCUAUGUUCCGACCCUACUUCCAACCACUCCCUAACCGCGUCGAUGACAUGAGCCUUCGAGUAUGCAAGAUCCCAUUGUCCGACGUUGAGUGCGUGACAAACACCCUGGUUAGGAUCACAAAACCAAUGUGGUAUCUAAACAUCAAGAAAGAGUCAACCAAGUGGGCUGAAAUUGAACUGUGCCAGUACACCAACUCCUGGAUCCAUACGGGUUGGGGUGAGAUUGACUGGCAGCGCAUCAAAGAGAUGGAAAUUCGCGAUAUCCUCGACAAACGACAAGCUCAGGCAGAGAUUGCUCAGUCAUGCCACUGCCUACAAUGCCCUGAUUUCGUGAAACAUUUCGAGAUGCAACAUGACGAGUGGCAAGUUAAAGAAAACAUCUCGGAGUUGAAGCAACUAAUGUCCGACCAAAACCUUCAACUACUUCCAGAUUAUGAGCAGCGCAUUCAUGUGCUGAAGGAGCUCGGAUUUGUUGACGAACAAUCUCGUGUGCAACUGAAGGGCAAGGUGGCAUGCGAGAUUCACUCCGCCGACGAGCUGGUACUGACCGAAUUGGUUCUCGAGAACGUUCUUGCUGAAUACGAACCGGAGGAGAUUGUCGCACUCCUCUCUGCAUUUGUGUUCCAAGAGAAGACAGAAAGCACACCCACCCUCACUCCUCGUCUGGAGAAGGGCCAGAAGGAGAUCGUUCGUAUCGCCGAGAGAGUUAAUGAUUUCCAAAUCCUGCACCAAGUCAUUCAGUCAAGUGAAGAUUCCAACGACUUUGCUAGCAAGCCCCGCUUUGGUCUCGCCGAAGUUGUCUAUGAGUGGGCCAAGGGAAUGUCUUUCAAUCGCAUCACAGACCUCACCGAUGUGAUGGAGGGUACUAUUGUUCGGGUGAUCACCCGACUGGAUGAGACUUGUCGUGAAGUGAAGAAUGCGGCCAAGCUGGUCGGCGACCCAGCACUUCACACUAAGAUGCAGAAAGCUCAGGAGUUGAUCAAGCGCGAUGUCAUCUUCGCGGCCUCUCUUUACAUGUGA